AUGGUUUUUCGAAUUGAAGUAAAUCUUGGUAAUCGAUUUCUUCUGUUGAAAACAAUGAAACGUAGAUUUGGGAAUAUUCAAACCUCAAAUUUAUUUAGUAUGAAUACCACUACACCAAAGCAUAUUAGACAUUGUCAAAAAUUCUGUACAUUUUGUAGUCCAGAACGAUAUACAAUUAUGAUACAUAAUGAAAAUGUCAAUCAGAUUCAUUAUACAAUGUGUCCUUAUGAUGAAUUACUCAUCAUGGCGAAAUCAAUACGUACAAGUUUAGUUCCUGAUACUGGUGGGAAUAAUAAUUGUCUGAAGAUUUUAGUUUUAUCAAUAACUUGUGGUAAACUUUCCAACUUUACCAAAUGUAAUCCCGUCCUUAUAACUCCAGUUACCAACAUUAACAACAACAACAACGACAAUAACACCGGCAAAAAUGAUUCAACAAAACAGACCAACUCAAAAACUCCUCAAAAUACAACUGUUUCCAUAAAUAUUCAAACAUUGAACAAGUCAGUUAAACGUAGACGUCAUCAUAAACCUGACUCUAAACAGUCGAAAACAAAAUCCAAUUGGGGUAUUAUUAAUAUCCCGCCAACAUGUGAAAAUAUACAUUCAUCAAAUGUCUUGAUUGAGUUAAACAAAUCAUCAUUGAACAAUGUUACAAUGGAGGAUGGAAAAAAGAAUCUCUAUUCUACUGCUAAUGAUAAUCGUCAAGAUUGCCAUAAUUAUUGUUAUUAUUACUAUUACUAUUAUUGUUAUCAUUAUUAUUAUUCACUGCAAAAAGUUCCAUAUUACAAAUCUUUAUGGCAUGAAAAGAUAUUAGAUGUUACGUCAAAGGAUGCUGAUGUGAGUCAGUUAAAAGAGAAGAAUAAUUGCAAUGUUGUUUAUGGUCACAAUAAUACUAGUCAAUAUGCUAAAGAAAAGUAUACCGAAAAAGUGGUGAAAGUAGCAACAGAAAAUGAUACAGACAAUGAAGUAAUGCGAUAUAUGACACAAUCUGAUUUGAUUAAAAGCUAUGCUCAAAUACAAACAAGAAGCCAGAGAUCGACAAAGUUGAAAAGUGGAAUACUGCCAAUGGUAAAUUCACGUCCUCCAGAACCUGUUGGAUGUCAACUGCUGGAAAUGACUACAGCACCUGUAUCAAAAGUAUUGUAUCUACAGAACACAGGAAAUCAGAGUAUUCCUAUUCCCAGUGCAAAAAGAAAACCAGAAGACAUAACAAAAGCUCCACUGAAUACAACUACACAUUAA
Messenger RNA from Trichobilharzia szidati, 1242 nucleotides. The record is from the annotation of a GenBank genome assembly. NCBI's taxonomy places the organism in Eukaryota, Metazoa, Platyhelminthes, Trematoda, Strigeidida, Schistosomatidae.